Molecule: messenger RNA, 1021 nt
Organism: Thermothelomyces thermophilus ATCC 42464
Lineage: Eukaryota; Fungi; Ascomycota; Sordariomycetes; Sordariales; Chaetomiaceae
Exons: 3
Coding region: 26-1021 (331 amino acids)
Source: RefSeq, a predicted model, not a curated record
GUUGAAUUUCGAAAUCAUCAAAACCAUGUCGUCCACAUCGGUUCUUACCCCCGAGGAGAAGGAGCACUUCCUUACCCACGGGUGGAUCAAGAUCUCCAACGCUUUCACCAGAGAGCAAGCCGAAGAGGUUACCGCCAAUAUGUGGACUCGCCUGGGCAUGGAUCCAAACGACCAGUCCACCUGGACGCGCCUGCGCACCAACAUGCCCGGCCACAGGAAGUUUGACCCCGCCGUCUUUGCGCCGCGCGCCUGGGCGGCCAUCUGCGAGUUGUGCGGCGGCGAGGACCGCAUCGACCCGGCCUCCAGGGAGUGGCGGGACUCGUUGAUUGUCAACCUCGGGGACGCGAAACACGAUGGCAAGCCCAUCCCGCCACAAGAUCUUCCUGACUGGCAUGUGGAUGGCGACUUCUUCGUCCACUACCUCGACAGCCGCGAGCAGGCGCUGCUCGUGACACCGAUCUUCACAGACAUCGUGCCUAAUGGCGGCGGGACCAUCAUCUGCCCCGAAGCGAUCCCCAAGAUCGCGAAGCACCUCUACGACCACCCGGAGGGCGUGUCGCCGCGUAUGACGCCACGGGGGGAACCGGGAUUUGAGAAGGGGCAGCACGAGGACCUGAGCUUCUUCCGAAACGUGGCCAAGAGCUGCAGCAACUUCGUCGAGGCCACGGGCCAGGUCGGCGACGUGUACCUGAUGCACCCGCUGAUGCUGCACGCGCCGUCGAGCAACGCUCUGCGCAGGGUACGCAUCAUCACCAACCCGGCCGUGUCGCUCAAGACGGAGCACUGCUUCGACCGCGAGGACGGCAACUACAGCCUGGUCGAGCAGGUCACCCUCCGCGCGCUGGGCAAGGACAGGCUGCCCGGGUGGAAGGCCACGGGGCCGAGGGAGGCCAGAGUCCCGGAGCGAGUGCGGAUACAGGAGAAGAUGAAACAGGAGGAGCUGAAGAGGCUCGCCGAGCUGGAGGCCAAGAAAGCACAGCAGGCGAAGGAGGGACAGCAAACUGUCAGCGCGGCCGCCUAA